GCAGCACAGUAGACAUUUAAAAGCCCCAGGACAGGCAGCACACAGCAGUGUGUUCCCCAUCCCAGGAUCCCACUGUUACAGAGAUACAACAUGGCUGAGAUGGACCCAGAUGGGAUUAUAGCUACAGACCCCAGAAAUAAUUAUGAUAGAAAAUGCCUUAUUAUCCGGAAGCUUCUGAAGUUCAACCCUAAACAAGUGUUUACAUGGCAGCUGGCGAAGACAGUAGCCAUGGGUCAGGGUUUGGCUGUUCUCAUGUGUGGCACAGCAGUAACUUCCCAGUACCUGGCUUCGGACUACCAUGUGGACGCGCCCAUGCUCCAGAGCUUUAUGAGCUAUGCACUGCUCUGCAUCACCUACACCACCGCUCUGCUGUUCAGAACAGGGGAUGGCAAUAUGUUUCAGAUUUUAAAGAAGAGGUGGUGGAAGUAUCUCCUAGUAGGCUUGGUGGACGUCGAGGCUAACUACACUGUGGUUAAAGCUUACCAGUACACUACACUCACCAGUAUACAGCUGCUGGACUGUUUUGUGAUCCCUGUGGUGAUGAUACUCUCCUGCUGGUUCCUGAAGACGUGCUACAGACCCGUCCACUACAUAUCUGUGUGUGUCUGUCUGCUGGGGGUGGGGGCCAUGGUGGGAGCUGACCUACUGGCUGGACGAGACUUGGGAUCCACCUCAGAUGUUCUGCUAGGUGAUGGCUUGGUCCUGCUCAGUGCCAGUCUAUAUGCUGUGUCUAACUUGUGUCAGGAGUACAUCGUCAAACACCUCAGCAGUGUAGAGUUCCUAGGCAUGGUCGGCCUGUUCGGAACACUCAUCAGUGGCAUACAGCUGGGUGUUCUGGAACAUAACAAUGUGGCAAACAUCCAAUGGGACUGGAGAAUCGGCCUGCUGUUUGCUGGCUAUGCCCUGUGUAUGUACACCCUGUACAGCUGUAUGCCCAUAGUGGUCAGGAAGACCAGUGCUACAGCAGUCAACCUCUCCCUGCUCACUGAAGACCUCCUCAGCCUCUUCUGUGGCCUGUUUCUCUUUCAAUACACAUUCUCAGGUCUGUAUAUUGUGUCUCUGGUGAUCAUCCUGGUGGGCUUUGUCUCCUUCAACGCUGUGGCAACGACCCCUACCCCUGCAGACCCUAUCACCCCCUCUGUGGGCUGGAAGGAGGGUGGCUAUGACAGCCCUGAUGACAUCAUCAAUGAAGAAGUAGUGGUGGAGGUCUUGGAGGAGCAGGAAGAGGAAGAGGGUGAAUGCCCAGGGGUAUCGUGGAAUCAGAGAACACAGUAUGAGGAAGUACCGACGAUGUGAUCUGAUCUACUAGACAAGCACUUCCCAAGAGUCUAUAGCUGUUCAUCUCCUUGUCUCCUUUCUUUCAUUCUUACUAUUCUAAUAGAUCUACAGAUUCACCGGUGUACAGUUGAAGUCGGAAGUUUACAUUACACUAGGUUGAAGUCAUUAAAACUUGUUUUUCAACCACUCUACAAAUUUCUUGUUAACAAACUAUAGUUUUGGCAAGUCAGUUAGGACAUCUACU
This is a messenger RNA of Oncorhynchus gorbuscha (pink salmon), 1522 nucleotides long. RefSeq names its product solute carrier family 35 member F2-like. Gene Ontology annotation, molecular function: transmembrane transporter activity. The coding region runs from base 91 to 1296 and encodes 401 amino acids. The record is from RefSeq and is a predicted model, not a curated record. NCBI's taxonomy places the organism in Eukaryota, Metazoa, Chordata, Actinopteri, Salmoniformes, Salmonidae. Gene Ontology annotation, cellular component: membrane. The transcript has 8 exons. Gene Ontology annotation, biological process: transmembrane transport.